Messenger RNA from Corticium candelabrum, 1121 nucleotides. Its product is annotated as BAG family molecular chaperone regulator 2-like. Gene Ontology annotation, biological process: protein stabilization. The transcript is spliced from 3 exons. Gene Ontology annotation, molecular function: protein-folding chaperone binding; adenyl-nucleotide exchange factor activity. NCBI's taxonomy places the organism in Eukaryota, Metazoa, Porifera, Homoscleromorpha, Homosclerophorida, Plakinidae. The record is from RefSeq and is a predicted model, not a curated record. The coding region runs from base 9 to 884 and encodes 291 amino acids.
CAUUUGCUAUGAGCAGUUUCAUCAAUAGUUUGCAUCUCAUGCGGCGAUUCACGUCUCUAGGUGGAUCUCCAAAAGAUCAAAUAACGGCGCUCUUAGAUGAUAUCGAAUUCCGUGUUGAAAAAAUACGAGAAACGGCCGUUCAGAUGGAGGACGGGAAAGAACAAUUACUUCAGACUCUGUGUGAGUUGCACUAUGGUGUCGAUAUGAAUAAACUAUCAGAGGUAGAUAAGGAAGAACUAAAGCUGACAGCAGAAAGAGUGAGGAAUCGUUGUCUUACCAUCUCAGUUCAAGUAGAGACGAUAAGAAGCAAAGAACAAGAGUCUGCCUGGCAGGCAAUUAGUAAAGUCAUAAAAGAACUGGCAGACAAGAGUGAAGUAGACGUUAACAGUACACACAAAGCGGCUGUCGCUUGUUACAACGCCUGCCUAUCUGAUCCUCCUUCUAAUGCUAUUGACUGUCGUUUUCAAGGAAUGCUACUCGACUGUUGUGUAGAAGAUCAGAAACGUGUUCGAAGUCGUCUGCUUCAACUCAUUGAAGACACACAGGCCGUCAACAGACUCGAAGGAACAAGAGACGGGCACAUAUGCACGUACCCAUCUCUUAGUGAAACAGCAAGACGAAAGUACGAUCCGAACAAGCCACUUGCAAUUGGUAGAUCAAGUGAAGCGAGCGACAGGAAACACAUCUGUGAUCGUGAGUACAGUCCCGACAUCGGACAACCGCGCAAACUAGUUCAUGAAGACUCCGACGACUCAUAUGAAGACGACGAAGCUAGUAAAUUUCUCGCAUGCUUCUAUGGUAGUGUGCAGCGAUGGCCGGAACGCUUGGAGGGAUGGUGGACUGGAAGGACUGCAACUAUUGUGGCGUCAAAGCCUCUGCUUUAGUGUACUGCGCGAUGUGCGGACGCCUCCAGAAAAGGACGGUCGCACAGGACCUAGACUCUGAAAAGACGGCCACCGCUGUGGACUGCGUUAAUCGCAUCACAGACGUCAUAGUCACAGCUUUAUCUAAACUGAAGAAUCAGUAGACUGUUUAACUAAUUAAUUAAUUAAAGUUGUUUGUGUUGUAGCUAUGUCUGUAGCACAAAACACUUGUUUCAUGUGGUGUCAGUUUCUUAGUAA